Molecule: messenger RNA, 2715 nt
Organism: Hordeum vulgare subsp. vulgare (domesticated barley)
Lineage: Eukaryota; Viridiplantae; Streptophyta; Magnoliopsida; Poales; Poaceae
Product: pentatricopeptide repeat-containing protein At2g35130
Exons: 8
Coding region: 701-2488 (595 amino acids)
Molecular function (GO): protein binding
Source: RefSeq, a predicted model, not a curated record
UUGUAUGCAUGGUUCCAGCCUGUUGUACUUGGAAAAAUAUAACUGCCAAUUUUGUCAAUCAUGGAUAAUAGCAAGAUCUCUCAAGAAGACAUAUACUACAAUGAUGUGCCGUGGAACUUGGUGCUUUUGCCAUUUCUCAAUGUAAACACACUCAUGGGGGAGAAAUGUGAUCUCAUCUUCUUUUCUUUUUCUUUCACCACGAACCGGUUUCUUUAAGCUGGCCAGCAAAUGCACAAGAUAAUCGUGAAUUUACCUCCAAUAAACCUCUUUGUUGUGAAUUGGGCAUGUUGACAUUUGCAUCAAUAAUUCAGAAACGCCGCAGAAAAGCUGCAGAUAUUUUGGUUAGUCCACUAACAGAGCACUGCCACUGCCCGGUGCAGCCCAGCACAACAGCCAGGUUUUGUACAGCCUUCAGGAUAAGGCAACAUGGAUGAUAGAUUGUGAGGCUCAAAUGGCACACUAGAGCUAGAUAGAACAGCCCAAAGGGAAAUAUCUUGUGAGGCUUAAACAUUCCAUUUUUUUCCUCUUGCAAGUGCAGCUGCUGCCCCUCAUUCUUGCACCACUACCAGAAGCAGAAGCGACCACAAGCUCGACGAUAUUUGUCCCUUUGGGACAAGUGAAGGUUUGCCUGUGAAGACCUUCACUCUGUGCUUAUCAUAAUUUCAGGUUGAGGAUACAGGCGCCGUUGCAUUAUCAUCCGAUGAACGCAGGACCAAGAAAAUGGCGCAUCUGCGCCUGCGGAAACAUUCACCAAGGAACUUCUUCCCUGCGCGACGCCGAGGCGAAUGGCCAUCGACACGGCGAAAGGAAGGGGAAACGGAAGCAUGAGGGCGCCUACAUUGACAAAGACGGCGAAGCCCAGACCUUCGACCGGAAGAAAAUAUCACGGAAAAGAGGGGGUGCAAUGAGAGGCCGCGGCUGGAAGUACGGCUCCGGGUUCGUGGACGGCGUCUUCCCGGUGCUCAGCCCGAUGGCGCAGGACAUCCUGGAGCUCGUCCAGAAGGGGACGGACGUGGCCAAGGUGUGGGAGUCACUGGACAACGUCCCUCCCACGCACGCCCUGUGGGACGACGUCCUCAACGUCGCCGUCCAGCUCCGCCUGAACCGGCAGUGGGAUCAGGUCAUCUCGGUCUGCGAGUGGAUCGUGCACCGGAGCUCCUUCCGCCCCGACGUCGUUUGCUACAACCUGCUGAUCGACGCGUACGGCCGGAGGCGGCUGCUGGGCAAGGCGGAGGCCAUGUACGCGGCAUUGCUGGAGGCCCGGUGCGUGCCCACGGAGGACACCUACGCCCUCCUGCUCCGCGCCUACUGCACCGCUGGGUCGCUGCACCGUGCCGAGGGCGUCAUCUCCGAGAUGCGGGAGCAUGGCAUCCCUCCGAGCGCGACGGUGUACAACGCGUACCUCGACGGGCUGCUCAAGGCGAGGUGCGCCGAGAAGGCGGUGGAGGUGUACCAGAGGAUGAAGAGGGAGCGGUGCCGGACCAACACGGAGACGUACACCCUCAUGAUCAACGUCUACGGGAAGUCGAAGCAGCCGAUGUCGGCGAUGAAGGUAUUCAAGGAGAUGCAGUCGAUCGGGUGCAAGGCCAACAUCUGCACCUACACGGCGCUGGUGAACGCGUUCGCGCGGGAAGGCCUGUGCGAGAAGGCCGAGGAGGUGUUCGAGGAGAUGCAGCAGGCCGGCCACGAGCCCGACGUCUAUGCCUACAACGCCCUCAUGGAGGCUUACAGCCGCGCAGGGUUCCCGCAAGCCGCCUCGGAGAUUUUCUCCCUGAUGCAGCACAUGGGGUGCGAGCCCGACAGAGCUUCCUACAACAUCCUGGUGGACGCCUAUGGGAGAGCCGGCCUCCACCGAGUUCUUGAUGGACGCAGAGGCGGAGGCCGUAUUCGAGUCUCUGAAGCGGCAGGGGAUGGCGCCGACGAUGAAGUCGCACAUGCUGCUGCUGGCGGCGCACGCCAGGUCCGGCAACGUGGCGCGGUGCGAGGAGGUGAUGGCGCAGCUGCACAAGUCGGGUCUCGCCCCGGACACCAUCGCGCUCAACGCCAUGCUCAACGCCUACGGCCGCGCUGGCCGCCUCGACGACAUGGAGCGGCUCCUCGCCGCCAUGGAGCGCCGGGGGACGCGCGACGUGGGCACGUACAACGUGGCCGUCAACGCGUACGGCCGCGCGGGGUACCUGGAGAGGAUGGAGGCGGCGUUCGCGUCGCUGGAGCGGAGGGGCCUCGCCGCCGACGUGGUCACGUGGACGUCCCGCAUGGGCGCCUACGCCAGGAAGAAGGAGUACCGGAGGUGCCUGGAGAUCUUCGAGGAGAUGGUCGACGCCGGGUGCUACCCGGACGCCGGGACCGCCAAGGUGCUCGUCGCCGCCUGCUCCGACGAGCGGCAGGUGGAGCAGGUCACCGCCAUCGUCAGGUCCAUGCACAAGGAGGCCAAGACAUUGUUCACCAUAUGACAAAGAUGAAGGAAAAUCUUGUGCUAAUUAGCUAGUGUAGACCAGAUAAGAUUACUCCUUCAUGGAUUGUUUAUCUAUUAUUUCCCGGUCCCAUGAUAUAAGAGUGUUUUCGUUCCAUGAUAUAAGAGUGUUUCUAAUACUCUCGUAUCACGGGAAAACACCCUUAUGUCAACACUUUUAUAUCAUUGGGACGGAGGGAGUACAUUACAAAAUUUUGCUGUUUCACAAAAUCGAUUGAAAAGUCAAUUAUAAGUUUGGUUCA